This is a messenger RNA of Tremella mesenterica DSM 1558, 2742 nucleotides long. RefSeq lists its product as uncharacterized. Gene Ontology annotation, molecular function: protein binding. The record is from RefSeq and is a predicted model, not a curated record. NCBI's taxonomy places the organism in Eukaryota, Fungi, Basidiomycota, Tremellomycetes, Tremellales, Tremellaceae. Gene Ontology annotation, biological process: ERAD pathway. The annotation marks the transcript as partial. Gene Ontology annotation, cellular component: endoplasmic reticulum membrane. The transcript is spliced from 10 exons.
UUGUACUCACGAACAGUAUGUACCCCUUUAUACGAAGCCGAAAGAAUUCUAGCCACUCUGCAACCGAGAGAAAACACCCAUCUCGAUCAAAAGUUUGGAGGGAGGACAGGAGCUGCAAAAGAUUGGGGACAAGGUUUAGGAUGGGGUCAUGAAGGCCCACUCUCCACGACCCUUCGUCUCCUCCCUAGAUUCCUCAACUUUCUCUCUCCACUUUCUCUACUAUCUAAGAUCCCCUUUCUGCCACACUCCGCACAACGUAGAGCAGGUCUCGUUUCGAAGACUAGACGAGAGAGGGCUGAGAGGGUUCUGGCAUUAUUAGAGGAUGCGGAAAGGGGCGGGUGUGGAAAAGUUUGGAGUGCGAGGGGACAUGUGAGGAUGUUCCCACCAAAGGGGCUUAAACAAGAUCUUUCAGCAGCUUAUAAAGCCUACAAACGAUCCGUUGAGGUCACUUCAGACCCAGAAGCCCAAUUCAUGGUAGGGUUCUUUCACGCAACUGGUCUGGGCAAUGCGGAGCAAGAUCAAGGCAAGGCCAUACUUUACUACACCUUCGCUGCUCUGAAUGGUUAUCGACCAGCUUCUAUGGCACUUGGCUAUCGUCAUUGGGCGGGGAUCAGUGUUCAAGAAGAUUGUAUGACCGCCUUGGGUCAUUACGAACAAGCCGCUGCCUCGGCCUACCAAACCUUUCUCUCCGGUCCUCCAGGUGGACGUACCCUUCCCCUCGCCCCAUCCCGUCUCUCCGACCAAUUCGGCGGUAUAUAUGGUCCUCACGCCUCAUGGGCCUCAACAGGUGCCAACGCUCAUCGUCCCGCCGUCCGCGCUUCUUCCGCUUCAGCGAGGGGCGAAACUGAAUCUGAGAUUCUAGAAUAUUAUCAAUACCAUUCCGAUCGUGAUGCCCACGUGUAUACCGUCCGUCUUGGUCGUUUAUUCUACUUAGGAUCGGUUUACCCUCAACCCGGAGGUAUAGGCUCCGGUGCUGAGUAUGUAGGGGCGAUCCCUCAAAGUUAUAUUCGGGCAAAAGAGUAUUUCACUAAAGUCGCCAGAGUUCUUUGGCCUGUGGAUUUCGAUGCGAAUGGUCAGAUUGCGGGAAAGAGACGGAUGAGUAAAGAGAGCGAGGAAAGUGUUAGAGAGGCAGCUAUGGUGGCGGCUGCUUUUUUGGGGAGAAUGGCUUUGAGAGGUGAAGGAGGGAGAAGGGAUUACAAGAGGGCGAAGAUGUGGUAUGAGAGGGCGGCGGAGUUGGGCGACCGAGAAGCCCUCAACGGCCUUGGUCUUAUGCACCUUCACGGACUCUCCCUACCUCCUGAUCCCAUGAAGGCAUACGGAUACUUCCAAGCCGCCGCCUCUCAAGACCUCGCUGAAGCACAAGUAUCCCUCGGUAAACUCCAUCUUGAACGAGGAGAAUAUCAACAAGCCCUCACAUUCCUGGAAGCUGCCUUGAGGCAUGGAUCACCUUACGAAGCCUUCCAACUUUCCUCCACCAUACACGCCCGAACAGCCCGAGCGGGUCUCGAAGGUAUGUGUGGGGUGGCUAUGGCUUUUUCCAAAGUGGCAAGUGAGAGAGGGAGCUGGGAAUGGGAUUACUUGGGAGAAGCUGAUAAAGCUUGGAUGAGAGGGGAAGAAGAGAAGGCUAUGUUGGGUUGGAUGGUAGCUGCUGAAAUGGGAUAUGAACAAGGGCAGAAUAAUGUUGCUUUUGUUUUAGAUAAGGGAUGGAAAGGGAAGGGAUGGGAGGGAUGGUGGGUCAGUGGUAAGGAGAAGAUACAGUUAGGAGAAGAAAGAGUGUUAGGAUUAUGGUUAAGAAGUGCGGGACAAGAUAAUGUUGAUGCUUUGGUCAAAGUUGGAGAUUAUUUCUAUAACAACGCCACAUAUCCUGUCCUAACCCCAAAAUCACAAAACUACGAACGAGCUUUAUCGUAUUACGCAACAGCUGCGGAAUAUCAAACUUCUUCACUCGCUUAUUGGAACCUUGGAUACAUGUAUGAGAAUGGACAUGGAGUACCCAGAGAUUGGCAUUUGGCCAAAAGGAAUUAUGAUUUAGCUUUGGAAGUUAGUGGGGAAGCGUAUCUGGCUGUGGUUUUGAGUUUGGGGAAGUUGUAUCUGAGAAGCUGGUGGACCGAUAUAAAAACCGGUGGGCGUACACCCGGUCUAUCACUAUUUGAACAAUCCGAUCGACCCGCGGUCACAGCUUGGGAAACCUUCAAAAAUUACUUUGUCGAUCCCCCCACAGAUCCACUGGAACCAAUGGACGAAUUUGACGAUAUGGAUCACUUCGAUCCUUCCGGUUCGGGAUGGCAUCAUGAUCCCGCUGCUCAAGAUGUUGAUAGAGAAGGACACGAGGGACAUGGAGCAAGAGGUAGAGUAGAUUGGGAAGAAGAUCCACGUGUGAGAGGAAGAGAAAGAGAAUGGGAGGAAGAUAUUGAUGAGACGGUUGAAAGUUUGGUAAUUUUAGCUCUGGGGUUCGGGCUCGUGGGACUCUUAUGGAUCCGAGGUCAAUGGGCUAGAUGGGAUGUAGGGAAUGGUGCUCCUGUAGAGCCGAGAGGGGCUGAAAUUCAUGGGAAUGUGGGGGAGCAACCUCAAAGGGUUCCGACGGAAUCAGAGGUUAGGACGGGUGAGGUACCCUCUGGUAAUACAGGGACGGGACAGGUGGGUGGAUCAAGUAGAGAUCAAGAACCAGAUCGGAGAGAGGGAGGUGAGGGUGAAGAGGAGAAUGAGAGUUCGAUGAGGUCUGAUGAUGUACAAGAAGGGUAG